Molecule: messenger RNA, 1437 nt
Organism: Acomys russatus (golden spiny mouse)
Lineage: Eukaryota; Metazoa; Chordata; Mammalia; Rodentia; Muridae
Gene: Prss16
Product: serine protease 16
Exons: 11
Coding region: 1-1437 (478 amino acids)
Biological process (GO): proteolysis
Cellular component (GO): endosome; lysosome
Molecular function (GO): dipeptidyl-peptidase activity; serine-type exopeptidase activity
Source: RefSeq, a predicted model, not a curated record
AUGGGUAAGGCGGCCUUGCUUCUCAGGCGCCUGAGAGAACACAUUCAGAAGUUUCAGGAGAGCUCUAGCCUAAGCCAAAGCCUGGGUCCUGUGGUGGUCCCCAAACAAGGGUGGUUAGAGCAACCACUGGAUCCCUUCAACGCAUCAGACAGACGGACCUUCCUGCAGCGGUACUGGGUGAAUGAUCAACACAGAACUGGCCCAAAUGCACCAGUGUUUCUGCACGUAGGAGGUGAGGGCAGCCUUGGGCCUGGCUCAGUGAUGGCAGGGCAUCCUGCAGCGCUGGCCCCUGCCUGGGGGGCCCUGGUGAUAAGCCUGGAGCACAGAUUCUACGGUCUGAGUAUGCCCGCUGGGGGCCUGGACACGGCCCAGCUUUGCUACUUGUCCAGCCGCCAUGCGUUGGCUGACGUGGCCUCUGCCCGCCAGGCGCUUUCCCGCCUUCUCAAUGUGUCUGCCUCCAGCCCUUGGAUCUGCUUCGGGGGCUCCUAUGCUGGCUCGCUGGCGACCUGGGCCCGGCUGAAGUUCCCCCACCUAGUCUUCGCUGCGGUUGCCUCUUCCGCACCGGUGAGGGCCGUAGUGGACUUCUCUGCCUACAACCUGGUAGUGGCCAGAAGCCUGACGCAAGUUGCCAUAGGCGGAUCACAGGAGUGCCUGGGGGCGGCCUCCGCAGCUUUCGCGGAGGUGGAGCGGCUGCUGCGCGCAGGCCAGGCGUCUCAGGCUGUGCUGAGAGAGGAACUGGGCGCCUGCGGGUCCCUGGACCUUACUGAAGAUCAGGCGGAGCUGCUGGGGGCGUUGCAGGCGCUGGUGGGAGGCACCGUGCAGUACAACGGGCAGGCAGGAACGCCACUAAGCGUGCGCCAGCUCUGUGGACUCUUCCUUGGGAACCAGGGCAACCGCAGUCACUCCACGCCCUACCAUGGGCUGCGCCAGGCGGUGCAGAUCGUCUUGCGCAGCAUGGGCCAGAAGUGCUUAAGCUUUUCCCGAGCAGAGACAGUGGCACAUCUGAGAAACACUGAGCCUCAAGUGUCUGGCGUGGGGGACCGGCAGUGGUUGUACCAGACGUGCACUGAGUUUGGCUUCUAUGUCACCUGUGAGAGUCCUCAGUGUCCUUUUUCCCAGCUCCCAGCACUGCCCUUCCAGCUUGAUCUAUGUGAACAAGUGUUUGGUCUCUUACCUGCCUCUGUUGCCCAGGCUGUGACCCAGACAAACUCCUAUUAUGGUGGCCAGACCCCUGGAGCCACCCGAGUACUGUUCGUUAAUGGAGACACAGAUCCCUGGCAUGUACUGAGUGUAACACAGAACUUGGGGCCCUCUGAGCCAGCUCUUCUCAUUCCUACUGCCUCCCACUGCUUUGAUAUGGCACCUAUGAGGCCUUCAGACCCUCCCAGCCUCUGCCUGGGACGUCAGGUAAGAGAAAAGGCUCUGAGUAUUUUGUAG